AAACCUCUCAUCGCCCGCCCACUGAACGCGCAAAAAAUAAAAAAGGGGAAGAAAUAGGAAGAAAAAUUCCGGUUACUGCAAAAACAUCUCUCACAAAAUUCUUGGAUCCACCUGUAACAAGACGGUUUUCCUCCGGUGAGCGGUCAUUUCCCGCGGCCAUGAACGAUGAAGAGGACCGCCAUCAGAUCCCGGCCUUGAGCUUCGAGCGACUGAAGGUGGUGUCGGCGCUCGGCCGCGGAGCCAAGGGCGUGGUGUUCCUCGUCAAGGAUGAAGAUCGCGAUGCGCUUCUCGCUCUGAAAGUGAUCUCCAAGGAAUUGAUCGAGAAGAAAGGAAAGUCCGUCAACAGCGACGGAAAUGAGUACAAGAGAGUCUGCUUCGAGCAAGGAGUUCUCGGCCUUCUUCGCCACCCGCUUUUGCCGCGAUUGCGCGGUAUUUUGGAUACCGAGAAGCUGGUUGGAUACGCAAUUGAUUACUGCCCCGGCCGCGAUCUCAACGUUCACAGGAAGAGACAGACAGAGAGAAUGUUCUCCGACGAUGUAAUCAGGUUUUACGCCGCAGAAUUGGUUCUCGCGCUGGAAUAUUUGCACGGAAUAGGGAUUGUGUACAGAGAUUUGAAGCCAGAGAACGUCAUGGUUCAAGAAAACGGUCACAUUAUGCUCGUCGAUUUCGAUCUCUCUACAAAACUCUCUCCCAAAAGUCCUCAAUCUUCAAGAACAUCCAACUUCUCGGACACGGAGUCUGAUUCCGCGCGAAAGAAACGACUCUCACCGUUCCACAGAUUCUGCAACUCGGGGAUCACGCCGGAGGACUCGGCCUCCCAGAACGGACUCAGCGAUAACUCAGCGCGGACCGAGUUGUACUCGUCCGAGAAGUCGAACUCGUUCGUCGGAACCGAGGAGUACGUGGCGCCGGAGAUCGUCUCCGGAAACGGCCACGACUUCGCCGUCGACUGGUGGUCCCUCGGCGUAAUGCUCUACGAAAUGCUGUACGGCGAGACGCCGUUUCGCGGCUCCAACCGGAAAGAAACGUUCUACAGGAUAGUGACGAAGUCGCCGGAGUUGAUAGGGGAGCCGACGCCUUUGAGAGACUUGAUCAGGAAGCUUCUGGAGAAGGAUCCAAAGCAGAGGAUCGGUGUGGAGGAGAUCAAAGGCCACGAUUUCUUCAGAGGAAUGGACUGGGAUUCGGUGAUGCAGAUCCCGAGACCACCGUAUAUUCCGGAAAAUGUUGAUGAGGACAAAGAAGGAAUAAGGGGCAUUGACGUUGUUUCCGUUGUCCAAGGAAUAUUCGGUGUUGGCGGUGAUUGUGUUGAAGGUGACAAGCAGAAAACUGAUCAGCGUGGUAUCAACGGUGAUCAUGCGGAAACUGUGAAUACCAAGGACUGGGUAGGAAGCGUACCAAAUCACCAUCCCACUCAAGUAGAUAAUUUUCUCGUAUUUUAACUCUUCAAUAUUCUUUAUUUAUUUCUCUUUCGUUCUAAAGUAAGCAUAUGUAACGUUUAUAGUGACCUUAGCUAUUGUUUUUUGGGGUCAAAUAUACAUAAGAGUAUAUACGACACAGACUAUGAUCGGAAGAUGUAGCAUUAUAGCCUAAUCUAUAGGCAUAAUAUUACGACUUGAUUAUGUAGUUAAUAUACUUUUUUUUCUUU
This is a messenger RNA of Morus notabilis, 1645 nucleotides long. Its product is annotated as serine/threonine-protein kinase OXI1. Gene Ontology annotation, biological process: protein phosphorylation. The record is from RefSeq and is a predicted model, not a curated record. Bases 159 to 1439 code for a protein of 426 amino acids. Gene Ontology annotation, molecular function: protein serine/threonine kinase activity; ATP binding. Gene Ontology annotation, cellular component: nucleus; plasma membrane; cytoplasm. Lineage: Eukaryota; Viridiplantae; Streptophyta; Magnoliopsida; Rosales; Moraceae. The transcript has 2 exons.